AGGGCGAAAUCGAGAGGGUAACGCAGUAAUUAAACAUCAAACACAAAAUAACUUGUUAAAGUUUCGUGUGGCCUGCGAUGCGAUCCACUGAGCACAAGAAUGGCGACGGAAUCUGCGAUAUCAUCUUCGUACAAGAAAUAUGCGAUCAGGAAGCGAGAUCCAAACCCUAAAUCCUCAGCUCUCCUCGUGAUCGACGUGCAAAACUACUUCUCUUCGAUGGCGAAGCCGAUCAUCCCGGCGAUCAACACUGCCAUCGAUCUCUGCCGGCGGGCAUCCGUGCCGGUGAUCUUCACGCGCCACCGCCACAAGUCGCCGGACGACUACGGCGUGCUCGGGGAGUGGUGGAACGGCGACCUGAUCAUGGACGGGACUCCAGAAGCGGAGCUGAUGGCGGAGCUCGGCCGGAGGGACGGCGAUCAGGUGGUGGAGAAGAACACGUACAGCGCGUUCAGAGGGACGGGGUUGGAGGAGCGGCUGAGGGAGAUGGGGGUGGAGGAGGUGAUCGUGACGGGGGUGAUGACGAACCUGUGCUGCGAGACGACGGCGCGUGAGGCGUUCGUGCGGAAUUUCAGGGUGUUCUUCUCUACUGACGCGACGGCCACGGCGUCGCCGGAGCUGCACGAGGCUACCUUGAAGAACCUGGCUUACGGUUUUGCUUAUAUGGUCGACUGCCCGCGGCUCCAAGAUGCUUUCUCCGGCAAAAAUUAGGGUUUUUUUUUAUAUAAAUAAUAAUAAUAAUAAUAAAUUUCCUUGGCCUGUCAUGUCAUGAGCACGUGGAUUGUAAAAUUACGUUUGUAAUUCAGAUGUUCCGUUCUUUUUA
Diospyros lotus (date-plum) is the source of this 820-nucleotide messenger RNA. Its product is annotated as nicotinamidase 2-like. The transcript has a single exon. NCBI's taxonomy places the organism in Eukaryota, Viridiplantae, Streptophyta, Magnoliopsida, Ericales, Ebenaceae. The record is from RefSeq and is a predicted model, not a curated record. Bases 100 to 708 code for a protein of 202 amino acids.